Agrilus planipennis (emerald ash borer) is the source of this 1218-nucleotide messenger RNA. RefSeq names its product E3 ubiquitin-protein ligase rnf8-A-like. Gene Ontology annotation, biological process: ubiquitin-dependent protein catabolic process; protein K48-linked ubiquitination; double-strand break repair. The record is from RefSeq and is a predicted model, not a curated record. Gene Ontology annotation, cellular component: ubiquitin ligase complex; site of double-strand break; cytosol. Gene Ontology annotation, molecular function: histone binding; ubiquitin protein ligase activity; metal ion binding. The transcript has a single exon. The coding region runs from base 363 to 1061 and encodes 232 amino acids. NCBI's taxonomy places the organism in Eukaryota, Metazoa, Arthropoda, Insecta, Coleoptera, Buprestidae.
GAUUGAAAUCCAACUAUUGAAAUCAUAGAUUUUGAAAUUAAGGAAAUUAUUUAAUGUCAAACUCAUCAGCCGAACCGAUUUUUCUUUCGAAAAACAUUUUGUUAUUAAAAAAUAACCGCUUCCGUAUUUUUGAUUUGCAUUUUUGAUAUACUACAUUAGCAAAAUCACUUUGGUUAAUGUUUCAUAUGGAUUGUGAAAGAAAUAGGUUAACUUAAAUCUUAAAAGUAAUUGCUGGUCUAUUAUUUAAGAUAUUUGAGACUGAAAAGAAAACGGAACUCCACAUAGAACUGAAACUUCAUUAUAGUAUAAGGCUGUCAGUAAAAUUAGUGUAUGCAAUUUAUUUGUUGUGAAAACAGCCCGAAAUGGAAACCACAGAUAACGUAAUACAGAGAAUGGAGAAUGAUCUACUUUGUCCUAUAUGCCAGGACUAUUUCAAACAAGCUAUAACACUCAAUUGCACCCAUUCCUUUUGCUACAAUUGUAUUAGCAACUGGCGAAAAACUAGGAAUGAAUGUCCAAUUUGCCGUCUACAUAUCGCUGGUUUAACUGCAAGUCUUGCUCUAGACAAUUUAGUAUCUGCUUAUACAAAUCAAGAGAAAGUUAAGACUCAGAUUAUUGUUGAAGAUAAUAUUAGUAGGUCUGAUGGGUGGAAUUCCAAUGGAGAAGUAAGUUAUCAUAAUGGGAACAGGAAUCCAAUGGAUACUGAAGGCUUUGAAGGUGAAUUUGAAGAAGAAGAAGAAAGUGAUUCUGAACUUGCUGGAACUGAUAGUGACUUUGAUGGAGAUAUGGAAGAAGAAAGUAUAAUAGAUAUUACAGAAAACAGUGAUUUAGGAUCAGAUAAUAUUUCUUCAGAAGAGGAAGAGGAAGAAGAUAUCUUCAAUUCAUUUGAAUCAUUUUCUGAUAUAAACAGCAGCAAAAGUAGCAGUGGUAGUGGUACCAAUUCUGAUUCGUUAGAGAUACGUUUGUCAUAUAAUUACGGUGAUGGGGAUGUUGAAGAAGAGGAAGAUGAUGAGGAUGAUGAUGCUUAUGAUCUUGAUGUCGUCUCUGAUGACUCCAUAUAGUGUAAAAGAAAUGUUGUUGCUGAGCAUUGGGUUGUAUUUCAAUGUUUGGUAUCUAAUUAUAUCAUAUAUGUAGAUGUUAUUUGUGCUGUUUGCUUUAAAACAGUAAUAAAGGCUGUAAAUCAUUGAUAUUUCGUUAAAUACCAUUAAAAGUCUAUUA